UGCUUUCUGCUCUGGGUCCUUGCCUCCUUGGCUGGGAAAGUCGGAAAUUUUAUUAAAUUUCUGUCCGAAGCUAAUCUCAGAUUUUUUAAUGGAAUUCUAUGUAUUUAAUUGUAUUUUUAAAUCAUUUUAUUAGUGUUUUUGUUAAUAAAAGAUGCUUCCGUGAUUGGACAUCCUGAAAACCAAUGCACUGAUUUGGGAUUAUAUGAGUUCAUAUGAGUUAGCCAACAUGACAGACACUAUUCCAAAAACAAUGAUAAUCGGGGCAAUGCAGACGAACGGUCUGCCGAUGACCUCGAGCGAGGCAACUACCGCCUCCCCGGAAGCAUCGAGUACAGCCAGCGAUUCCCCCACGCCCACCAACAGUGUAGGCGGCCAUGAAAGAAAUUGGUCGUCACAUUGGCAGGGGUUAGUUUGUGAGGAGCACAGGCAACUGCUGGGCACAGAGGAGGAGUCGUCGGAUCGACACAGCAGUGAGGGUGAUGGGGAGGGGUGUGAGGGGGAUGGGGUGUGGACAAUGAACGAGGAGCAGCUGGAGUACUACCGCAAGCAGUUCUGCUCGCUGCAGCCUGACCCCAACAGUCUGCUGCCCGGACAGGUCGCCAGGAAGUUCUUCGAGAAGUCCCGUCUUCCAGUGCAGGAGCUCAGCAAGAUUUGGCAACUAUCCGACGUGACAAAGGACGGCGCUCUGUCGUUGGCCGAGUUCAACACAGCGAUGCACCUGGUGGUACUCAGACGUAACAACAUCCCACUGCCUGAUACUUUGCCUGCCCCCCUCAUGCCCCCCGCCGCCCUUAUGUCCGCCUCCGAUGCCUCCGAUGACGUCAGCAGUCCUGUGGCAGCACCUCCGCCUCCAGUGCCGCCUCCGCAGCCACCCAGUCCCACCCCCAGCAACACUGAGUCGGCGUCGUCGCCUCAUCGCGGCAAAGAGUGGACAAAAUUCUUCGAUUCUCCAACCAGCUCGGUGUCAUCUCCUGGUCCAAAACCUGUCAAUUUCGAUUUUCACAAAUCGGCUGUUGAGCAGGAUCCGAAAAUUCUUCACCCGGUACCCCUGCGAGUGACGCCCGGGCCGGACUCGCUGGAAGAGGAGCCGAAACAGCUGAGUGGCGGAGACACCAGUGCUAGUCCCAUUCGACCGAUUCAGAGACCUCAGCCCAAGAAAACGCCAGCCCCUGCUCCCGGUGCCAUUCCACCACCUCCCCAGUCGCUGGCCGAGGAAUCCGUCGGGGGAUCAGGGCCGGCAAGCUUACCAGCCAAUUCAGUGUCAACAAUGAAGAAGGACCCCCCUCCACCACCUCCUCCGAGGCCAUACCGAACGCAUACCAGGAGCUCGUCGCUCGACCUCAAUCGAUUGGGUAAAAAUGGUUGCAAUGCCCCUCCCGUUGUUCCUCCUAGAGUCUCGCCCGGAACGAUAUCUCCGAAGAAGCAGAGAACGGAUGCAGUGGCGUUUGCUGACUUUGCACAAUUUCCUCCUGAGAAUAGCGCUGAACAACCAAGAACUCAUGGUGCUUUCCAAGUCUAUAGAAAACCUGAUGCUGUAGAAAGAGUCACACCGCCAACAGAAGUACCUGUGUUGCCAUCAGAAGCUAGUGUUGAAAUGAGGCAGGAGUACAACAUAGUCCUGCACCAUUUGUGCGCUGACCUUCAACAAGACCUUGUCAAGGUCAAAGAGGAACAUCUCACACUGUUGUCACAACUUCAGCAGCUGAAAAUGCAGCAUCAUCAACCACCCUUAUGAGCUCACUCUUGUCUGUAACUAUAUUUUAACUUAUGUUGCUUGUCUUGAUGAUAUUAAUACUGUAUCGUUAUUAUCACCUUUGUAUAAAUUAUUACAGAUUCGUGUAUUUUAAAUCUUGUAAUAUGUUGAUAUUGAUAAUUAUAAUCUUUGAGUAUAAAGAGAUUAAAUAAUAAUUAUUGAAAAUGUGUAAAUUAAUAUAAUAUUAAUUUUGUUGUUAUUGGUUUUAAUAUAUUGUUGAUCUCCUAUUUUGUUAAUUAUUUAUUUGAAUACCUUUGUAUAGUAUUAUAUAUUGCAGAAUUAUUUUUCUAUCCGUUUUUGAAAUGAAAAGGAGAAUUGAGAAUUUUUAUAGAUAUCUUUGAUAGAUGUUUUCACAUUUAUAGUAAUUCGCUUCUUAAUGUAAACUGUCUAACAGAUGACCUGAUGAUUGAGUGACAUUUCAUGGAUAAUUUGAAGUAUCUUAUUUCAUAUCCUUCAAAAAUAAAGUUCUGUAUUUCUUUAAAU
Messenger RNA from Nilaparvata lugens (brown planthopper), 2236 nucleotides. It is a transcript of the gene Reps, whose product is annotated as ralBP1-associated Eps domain-containing protein 1. The transcript has 13 exons. Gene Ontology annotation, biological process: endocytosis; endosomal transport. Gene Ontology annotation, molecular function: calcium ion binding; protein binding. Bases 203 to 1735 code for a protein of 510 amino acids. Lineage: Eukaryota; Metazoa; Arthropoda; Insecta; Hemiptera; Delphacidae. The record is from RefSeq and is a predicted model, not a curated record. Gene Ontology annotation, cellular component: cytoplasm; plasma membrane.